Molecule: messenger RNA, 1392 nt
Organism: Sporothrix brasiliensis 5110
Lineage: Eukaryota; Fungi; Ascomycota; Sordariomycetes; Ophiostomatales; Ophiostomataceae
Exons: 1
Coding region: 1-1392 (463 amino acids)
Source: RefSeq, a predicted model, not a curated record
AUGGUCAGACCACCCAGUGAUCCCCCUCUCGGGCCACUUUUGCGCCUCGAGGGAAUCGACUUUGAUCGUCUGCCCUCCCACGAAUGCAGCAUAGACACGAUCAAGCCGCUCAUAACAAACUUACUCAAAGAGUCUCUUGAUUUCAUUGGCACCGUGGACGUCUACGACCAGCAACGCGACACGAAGCCGAACCCGUCCGGAUGGUAUCCAAAGGGCAGUGCCAAGUUCAAUGGCGCUAAAGUUACUGGUGGCCCCGACACGGUUGCGGUAGAGCUACUCGAACGUGACAUACUACAAUCCGAGCUGGAUGCCGUGGUGAACCAGCCGUACGGAGGUGGCAACGUGUGCCGAAAGUCGACAAAGGCCGUCUCAGAGACCUGGGCCUGCCGCCGCUCAUUCCACAACAACCUCACCCAAGACGGUACAGCAGACUGGCUGGAGUUUCUAAAACACAUGAAAGACGAGCAUGUUAAGACCGAAGACGAUAUGACCGACACCGUUGUCGGGACAAACACGGCAUAUAUUUGGAACGGCAUACAUAGGGCCAUGUCGAUAGACCUGAACGCGUUGGGCAUGAGGCCGAUCAGAGGCCCAUCUGUCUGGACUGACUUCACACUGCAGAUUGUCGAGAUGAAGCACGACCUGGGUAACAAAUUGUUCGACUACCGAGUUUUUCCUGUCUUGCAGAUGUCCUGCCUCAGCGCACAGAGUGCGCCCCACGACGAAUUUCUCGUAAUCAGCGUGCCCAUCAACGGCUGGGGUGCCGCCCCUGCUCCCCGUGACGGCCGAAAGCUUGCGAACGGACCUAGGACCACGAUUGGCUCGUAUGUGAGCGUCGAACGCUUCCGCUUGGGGCCAAAAACGCAACGGGAGGCACCACUCCAGAAAGUGAGCACAUUUGGCAAAGUGAAGUCCUCUCUCAGAAUCAAGAAGUUGAAGCCCAGGUCCUCGGUCGCUCAGAUAGCGGAAGCUGCUCCAGUGCAACAGGCGGAACAAGCUUCCCAGGAAGACGGUUCUGCGGCGGGAGCUUUGCAAGCCGCCGACCAGGCCGGGAUUGCCCGAGAUGCAGUCAACCCAGAAGACGUGCCUGACAAUUAUCUUGAUAACUUGCAGAUCGAAUGGGUCAUGGCUACUGCAUCGCAUGCACGUGGCAACCUCCCGCUCUUUAUUCAAAAGCCGUUCAUUCCCAAGAAGAUCGCAAUAGAUGUGCCUCUUUUCCUGAAGGUUAUGGUGAAUAAACGGGAACCCCGGUCCCCGCCGACACCGCCGGUCGGUAGCCAAGUCGCCAACGACGAGCAAGCUGCUGGCCAGGAAACGGCCAACCAGGAGGCAGGCAACCAGGCAACGGCCAACCCCGCAGCGGUUAUUGAGGCGAGCAGCAAUGCUCAUUGA